AUGGAGAGUACCAGUGCUCCGGAACUUUUGCAUCUACACGACCGUAGGGAUUUUCGUCGUCUACGUCAUGACCUUGAUAUUCUUGGUCCCGAUUAUGUCUCUGGACGAAAAGAGACAAGACAGCGGGAGGGAAGGAUGCUUGUGCAUUCGCUUGCCAGCCGACUACAAGAAGAACCGUUGCUCCCAAAAGCUCCUGCUCGACGUGUUCUUCCACAGGUUCUUCGGGCCAUUGCUCGUCAGAGACGAGACAGCGGGAGGGAAGGAUGCUUGUGCAUUCGCUUGCCAGCCGACUACAAGAAGAACCGUUGCUCCCAAAAGCUCCUGCUCGACGUGUUCUUCCACAGGUUCUUCGGGCCAUUGCUCGUCAAAACUCCAGUGAAGGUCGUCGUGGUGCUACUUACGAUGGGUCUCUUGGGUCUCAACUGUUGGGGAUUGUCUGGGUUGAAGAACGAGUUCGACAAAACCUGGUAUUUGGAUCCAGGAUAUCAGAAAGACUUCGAGGCCGCCCUUCGACAUUUAUUCCCAGAAAGUGGCUACAGGGUCAACUUUUUUCUUGAGGACUAUCCGAAAACUGAGGCAGCAUUCAAAGACAAGCUUUCCACCUUUCUGGUCUUCACUAACAAGGGACGGAAUUUUCUACGCGAUAUUAAAUACACCGGGAACCUCCUAACGGACUUCAACAUCACCGAUUCGCACGCGCACUGCUCUUUCAGGCCUCGAGAGGCAGAUACCAACACAUCCUCUUCUUCUCCGGGGAAGAAAAGCGACGAGGACUCCACGAGGUGGAAGAGGUUCUGCAUGGAGUCAAAUUCAAGGGGAGAGAUCCAUUCAGAGGAUGUCUUUCUGCGGAGUACAUAA
Molecule: messenger RNA, 858 nt
Organism: Darwinula stevensoni
Lineage: Eukaryota; Metazoa; Arthropoda; Ostracoda; Podocopida; Darwinulidae
Source: the annotation of a GenBank genome assembly